CAAAGCAAACCAGGGGGCCAAAAAAAAAAAAAAAAAGGAGGACAUUAGACCGCCGGAGGGAAGGCUGGAGAACACGAAUGGUUUCUUUAUAGCAGCUUCUGCAGACCGACUCGGCUCUGCUAGAGAGGAGAAAGUGAGAGCUUGCCUCCCUCGCUCGCUUCUCCAGCCUUUCGGGACCGACGCGGCAACUGCGAAGCGCGCUUCCUUCUCUUCCGCCCCUCAUCUCCACCUCCGCCGCCGCACCAUCGGAGAAGGGGAAGCGGGGGUAGCCGGGACUGGCGCUGCAGGGAGAGAAAGCCGAAGGCGCGCGUCCGGGGCAGGUCGAGCGAGAAACCCCGCUCGCCCUCCCUCGCUUUGGGCGCGCGUGCGCGUGCGGAGAGGGGGUUGGCGGGCGCGACAGCUCAGCCCCGCGUAAAGGAUGGUUCGCUCGCCGCCGCCGCCGCUCGCUGGGACAGAGGGAGCUUGAGAGGGCAGGCGGAAAGGAGAUGCAGCAAUAUCGCCGGCUGGGAAUCUCUUGAGAUGAGGCGGGCACCCGCCGCCGCCGCGUCUGAAACAGCUCCGGCUUUUUGAAGAAACCUUCAUGUGUAGUCAGGAAGCUUGUAAUAGUAAUACAGAGGACAGCAGGACUUGCCAUUAUCCUACAACAGCUGCACAACAUGUUACCCAUUGAAACAAUACUAAACUGAACUGUGAAGAAUCUCCAUGAAGGUGACCAGCCAUGCAAUGUUCUUGGAAGGCUGUCCUCUUACUUGCUUUGGCCUCCAUUGCUAUCCAGUAUACAGCCAUCCGCACUUUCACAACCAAGUCCUUCCAAAAUUGCCCUGUACCCAGUCCCAUGAAUUGUAGCCUGAAUCAGGAGGCUGAAUCUGCUGACAGGCUGUGUGAUGAAAGCCCAACGUUUUCUUACAACCUUUCUAAGAAGACUCAUGUCCUGAUCUUAGCCACCACCAGAAGUGGUUCUUCUUUUGUUGCUCAGCUCUUUAAUCAGCACUUUGAUGUUUUCUAUUUAUUUGAGCCCCUUUACCAUGUCCAGUACACCUUGAUUCCAAAGCUAACCCAGAUGAAGGGCUCCAUGGACCGACGGAUCAUGCUGGGAGCUGGCAGAGAUUUGCUGAGGAGUCUUUAUGACUGUGAUCUUUACUUUUUGGAAAAUUACAUCAAACCCCAGCCGGUGAACCACACCACAGACAGACUCUUCAGGAGAGGGGCCAGCAAAGCUCUGUGCUCUGCACCAGUUUGUGACACACUGGCACCGAUUGAUACAACUCUGGAGGAAGGUGAUUGCAUAAAAAAAUGUGGCCCUUUGAACUUGACUCUAGCUAGCGAAUCAUGCAGAGAUCAUGGGCAUGUUGCUAUCAAAACAGUGCGAGUGCCAGAGGUCAAUGACCUUCGGGCCUUGGUGGACGAUCCAAGGCUCAACCUGAAAAUUAUACAAUUAGUGAGAGACCCCAGAGGCAUCCUUGCCUCCAGGAGUGAAACAUUUAGAGACACUUACAGACUUUGGCGAAUCUGGGAUGGCACAGGUAGGAAACCCUACAACUUGGAUGUGACACAACUCACCACUAUCUGUGAGGACUUCUUGAACUCCGUAUCCACUGGCUUAAGUAGGCCCUCAUGGCUGAAAGGCAAAUACAUGCUGGUGCGAUAUGAAGACGUAGCUAGGAAUCCUCUAAAAAAGACUGAGGAAAUGUACGAAUUCCUCGGUAUCCCAUUGGAUAGUAAUGUGGAACGAUGGAUACAGAAUAAUACAAGAGGAGACAGGUCUGCAGCCAAGCACAAAUACGGGACUGUCCGAAAUUCAGCAGCAACAGCAGAGAAGUGGCGGUUCCGCCUGUCUUAUGAUAUUGUGGCAUUCACACAGAAUGCGUGCCAGCAGGUAUUAAUACAACUGGGUUACAAACUGGUAUCCUCUGAGAAGGAAUUAAAGAACCUCUCCACAAGUCUGGUGGAAGAAAGGGAUUUCUUGCCCUUUGGGUAAUGCAGAUGUUUAGGGCUCCUAUUGUAAGCUUGAGAUGAGCCAUUUGUAACUGUUGCCUUACUUUCCCUCUUCCCGCCUACUCUCUAAAAAAUUUGCACUAAUUGUUGAAUGGGAUUCUCAGAAGGAAAGUUCCCCUUCUCAAACCAUUGUAUAGAUGGAUGACUAUUGGGUCUCUUAAGAGCAAAAACUAAAAUAAACAAACUGUGGACAGGGAACAAUGUUUACAAAUCACACACACUUAACAAUAUAUAAAAGGGAAAAAAAGUAACCCUCAGCUUUCCACACUGAUGGGAAUCUGAAGGCUUAUACUUUUGCACUUUUUACUUUUACAAUGUAAGAGGUAAUUAUAAAUAUAUAUAUAAUUAUAAUUAUAAAUAUAAAUAUCUAUAUGUCUAAUUUAUGAAUAGUGUUGUUACCUCCCUCCCAACUCUUAUGAGCAGGUUUUACUGUUAGCUGAUGGUGGAAUAGUCUCCUUGUUUUUAAUCUUGUUGUGAUAUAUCUGAGUCAUAUUAUCAGGCUGGUUGCUGAUCCACAGUUUGUUUAGUAACAUGACAUUUCUCUGUGCCAAAAAAGAAAGAAAAAAAGAAAGAAAGAAAAAGAAAGAAAAAGAAAAAGAAAAACUUGAGAUUUGCUAAACAGGAACAACGAUGCUUUAUCUCUGUGUUUUCUUCAAAUAAAGAAUUCAAUAAAAUUAAUUGUUCCUGGAGGGUGAAAUUCACCAAGCCAGGCUCAAUGAAUCUUGAGACUUCUGAACUCUGUUCAGGACAGCUGUGGAUACUAUUUAAUGUUAUGGUGAGGGAGAAGGAGGUAGCAACUGCAUUUUUAGAGUCAAGGAUGGGCAGUGGGAAGAAUGAUAAUAAAACAAAUUGACAAUCUGAUUUAAGUGAUAAGAGUGCAGAAGUGAUGGCAAUCCUGUGAUCUGUAUAGCUUUUAAACACUUGCCCUUUUCAUUUGUAGCCAACUGCAGCUGGUUGCCUGAGAAUCCACAGGUGGGAGGGAGGGGGCACCUGUUUGAAUGACAUUACAUAAUUUGCAUUUGUAAGACAAUGUCAUGGCACAGGUGAUAUCAUCAUAGCUCAUACUAGACACCUAUGACUGGUUAACUCAGUGUAACAAAAAUAGAGCUCAGGAGUUUCAACCUCAAGAAAUCUUGCCUGACUGCCUGCUUGAAUCACCAUAUGUUCGGGUAAGGUAGCUUAAUGGGACAGCUGGAACUCCUGAUUCAAACGGCAAAGUUAAAGGAGAUGAAAAUAGCCAAGACUGCUAUCCCAAAUCAAAGAAAACUACUGGUGUUGGGAGUAGCCCCCUUCCCUCAUUUUAAACACCUUAUUGUUUAAACCAGUCAUGCUGACUCAGGCAUUCUGGGAGUUGAAGUCCACAAGUCAUAAAAGAGCCAAGGUUGCCUACCCCUGGUUUAAACCAUUCUCGACACCAGUCUUUACCAAUCAACUUCUUUUUCCUAAUCUAAGCAGGCUUAGCUUUCAAGUUAAGUGAUUAAUUUCAAUGUUGUCAUAAUUAAUACUGGAAAUCUAAAGGAAAUCCUAGUGCCCAUACCUGUCUUAGAUCUCAACAAAGGAAUGGCUAGAGUUGGACUUAACUGGACCAUUGCAAGAGGAUUAUAUGCAAGUGGUUGUGUCGUUAACAUAUUGAUUUUUUUUUUUUAAAAAAAAAACUUCUGGGAGGACUCCCUUUCUCCAUGCAGCCCUUAUUUGUGAUAAAUACAUAAAGCAUCAAAGGAAGCAGGAAUCUGUUCCACAGAUGGAUGGUUAGCAUUGAAUAAAUCCUAAGGAUUCUAUGCUAGUGAUCCAAAUGCAGUCAUGGAAAAUGAACAGCUGCUAAACUAACUAAAAUAUUUAGUGCAUUUUUUUUCAAGCCUGAUUAUGGGGGCUUGGGAGGUUAGAAAGGGUAAACUCUGCCUUUUCUGCCUUCUGUGACCUGCCAGAAUCUUGUACUAGAGCCUACACAAAGCUUUUGUUUCGUCUGGGGAGGAGUGGCAGAAUCUAAUUGCUACUCAAAGAACG
Molecule: messenger RNA, 3999 nt
Organism: Crotalus tigris (Tiger rattlesnake)
Lineage: Eukaryota; Metazoa; Chordata; Lepidosauria; Squamata; Viperidae
Gene: CHST1
Product: carbohydrate sulfotransferase 1
Exons: 3
Coding region: 719-1978 (419 amino acids)
Biological process (GO): keratan sulfate proteoglycan metabolic process; N-acetylglucosamine metabolic process; carbohydrate metabolic process
Cellular component (GO): Golgi membrane
Molecular function (GO): keratan sulfotransferase activity; N-acetylglucosamine 6-O-sulfotransferase activity
Source: RefSeq, a predicted model, not a curated record